Panicum hallii is the source of this 2376-nucleotide messenger RNA. RefSeq names its product G-type lectin S-receptor-like serine/threonine-protein kinase At2g19130. The transcript has a single exon. Gene Ontology annotation, molecular function: protein serine/threonine kinase activity; ATP binding. NCBI's taxonomy places the organism in Eukaryota, Viridiplantae, Streptophyta, Magnoliopsida, Poales, Poaceae. Gene Ontology annotation, biological process: protein phosphorylation; recognition of pollen. The record is from RefSeq and is a predicted model, not a curated record. The coding region runs from base 12 to 2348 and encodes 778 amino acids.
GUAGCUCGCCAAUGGAGGCAGUGAAGCGCGUUUGCUGCUCGCCGUCCCGGCCACCCAUGCCGACCUCCUUCUUCUUCCUCCUGCUGGGCGGCGGCACCAUCAUCUUCCUCGCGGUGUCUGCCGGCGCCAGGGACACCAUUCUGCCUGGCGAGGGCAUCUACGGGAACCAGACGCUGGUCUCCAGGAACGGCGUCUUCGAGCUGGGGUUCUUCUCCCCGGGCGCGGACAUAUACCACUUCCUGGGUGUCAGGCUCAGGAGCACGCCGGCGAGCGCCGGCACCACGACGUUCUGGUUCGGGGACAGGGUCUACAUCACCGACCUGCCCGGCGCGGCGCUGGAGCUCUUCGGCGGCCGCCUGUACAUCAUGGAGGGUGGGAGCAGCCUCUGGUGGUCGAGCGUGCCGGCGGGCGGCGACGGCCCCUCGCCGGCGGCCGGCGCCGCGGUCCUCCUCGACAGCGGCAAUCUGGUGGUGGUGGACCAGGCCAACUCCUCGCGGAUCCUGUGGCAGAGCUUCGACUGCCCCGGCGACACGCUGCUCCCCGGCGGGAAGCUCGGGCUCGACAGGGACGCCGGGAGGAACAUCUCGCUGACGUACACCAAGUCAGGGCACAACGGCAGCCUCAGCGUCGACCGGAGCAGGAGGAACGGGUUCGUGCUCACCACCGACGGGCAGGACGCCAUUCCGGGGACCUUCCCGGAUUGGAUGGUGUCGUCUCAAGAAAACGGCAGCUCGCUGGUGCUGAACUAUCCUCGGAGCCCAGAUUUCACCGAGCACCUGCAGCUCCAUCUGGGGCAAGUAAGCCUACGGAGUUGGUCGAAUUCUAGUGGCGGCUGGGUGUCUCGCUGGACCUUGCCUUCUGACUGCAAAUCAGGCGCCUUCUUCUGUGGUCGCUUCGGCGCCUGCAAGAGCGACGGCAAAUGCGACUGCGUCGACGGAUUCGAGCCCUCAAACCCCUCCGAGUGGCAGCUUGGAUACUUUGUGAGCGGCUGCUCGAGAUCUCUUCUACUGAGCUGCGAGAUAAAUAAUGGCCAGACACUGCAUGAUGACUCGUUUGUGCCGUUAGACAAUCUGCAAGGGCUCCCUUACAACUCUCAGAACCAUUCAGCAAGAAGUGAACAAGAUUGCAGAGAAGCCUGUGUGAGCCGAUGCUACUGCGUCGCAUACGCCUAUGACUCUGGAUGCAAGCUUUGGUACCACAGCCUGUACAAUGUGAGUUUUGCUAGUAGACCUCCAUACAGCAAGGUUUAUCUUCGUUUGGGUUCUAAGCUCAGGGUCAGAAAGGGCUUGCAGACAAUCGGUGUUGUAUCCAUGGUGGUCGGGUUGGCAGCAACCACUUGUGUGAUAUUGACACUAGCACUUCUGUGGAGAUACAGGAGAGGUCUGCUAACUUGCAGAAAGUUCCAAGCAGAAGGUCCUCUUGCUGUGUACCCUUAUGCAGAGGUGAAGAGAGCUACAAGGAACUUCUCCGAUAAGCUCGGCGAGGGAGGUUUCGGCUGUGUUUUCAGGGGAACGAUGCCAGGAUCAACUCUUGUCGCUGUGAAGCGUCUCAAAGGCCUUGGGCACGUUGAUAAGCAAUUCAGGGCAGAAGUGCGGACACUUGGAGUGAUUCAGCACACCAACCUCGUCCGUCUAUUGGGAUUUUGUGUCAAAGGGAGUACAAGGUUGCUGGUCUACGAGUACAUGGCUAAUGGUUCAUUGGACUCGCACCUGUUUUCAGAAGAUUCUUGUCUACUGACCUGGGAUCUUCGUUACCGGAUCGCGCUUGGCAUCGCCAAGGGACUAGCCUACCUCCACGAAGGAUGUGAGGACUGCAUCAUACACUGUGACAUCAAGCCUGAGAACAUACUACUCGAUGCAGAGUUCUGCGCGAAGAUCGCAGACUUCGGCAUGGCGAAGCUUCUCGGGCGAGAAUUCAACUCUGCCCUGACCACCAUUCGAGGGACCAUGGGCUAUCUCGCGCCGGAGUGGGUAUCAGGACAGCGGAUCACCACGAAGGCAGAUGUCUACAGUUUCGGCAUCGUGCUCCUCGAAGUAGUCUCCGGGAGGAGGAGCACCGUCAGGCUGGAAUCCGGGAGCCACCGGUACUUCCCUCUCUACGCGGCUGCCCAGCUGCGUGAGGGAAACGUGCUGCGCCUGCUCGACCGUAGGCUGGGAGGGGAUGCCAGCGUCGAGGAGCUUGGUGUGGCAUGCAGAGUUGCCUGCUGGUGCAUCCAGGACGAGGAGAGCGACAGGCCAUCGAUGGGCCAAGUUGUUCGUAUGCUGGAAGGUGUUGUGAACACGGAAAUCCCACCGGUUCCGUCUUCCUUCAUGGACCUUGUUGAGGGAGAGAACAGCAGUGUGUAUUAGUGUGAUAGUUAAUUUUUCUUUUUGCGAA